AUCAACCAGUUUUCACAAUUUAUUUCAUGUUUCACGUCACUUUUUGUGGGGAAUGUAAUUUUUAAAAGUAAAAACAUAUCCAUAAAUGUAUUUAGUAUUUCAUGCAGUUUAUCUGUAAAAAAAAACAGCCUGUAGGCUAUAAUUUGCUGGAUAAUUAGAAAGAAAGAAAGAAAGAAAAGACCAGCCUAAGCUUAUUUGUUUGUCUUACUUGGUUAGAGACAAGACCGGUAAACCAGAAUCUAGGUUGAUUCUUUUGCAGAGUAAUAAGAAAGACCCCGGUAAAUACAGAAAAUUGAGAGAAGAAAAAAACCCUGGAACGACAUAGCAGGCAGAGGGCAGCAGAACUCCUCAUAACUGACCAAAGAACCCUUCAACUAUUGCUGCAGUUGGGAUCUACCAAAUCAACCUGAGGUGUGUUUCCCAAAGGCAACCAUUAUAGAGUUCAAUGGAACCUGCGACCAUAGUUGGCAUACAAUGCUUUUGGAAAACGCAGCCCUGGUCGAUGGUGCCAUGAUGGCAGUAAUAAAAAUCUCUGCUGGGUCAGAACAGUCAGAGGUGUGUUUGGCACGCAGUCCAACCCACCAACUCACUUAGGGCGUUGCAUUAAAACAAACACAGAGAGAAUGGAAGGAAGAGUAAAUAUGGACAGAAAUGCUCAACAAACUGUUAAGCCCUCGAUUCAACUGUACGUGCGUUUCUCUGACGACAUGACGCACUGACGUAAACAUCCUGCCCACGCAUUCGUGGAUACAUAGAACAUGUUGAUAGAACGGCGCGCGUUCGAUGGAACUCUGGUGCGUUGGUUCCAUAUUACCUCAAGAUCUCAGUCGUUUCGAGUACGUUGCAAUGUUUUCUGAAGACGUAAGUAUUACACUGCGCUGCACCUGCUGAAGCAGCGGCUGCGUAUAUUCUGAAUUCACGUUAUUAAACAGUUGCGCAUCAAUUAAGUUGGUCGAGGUUGUUUUCGGUAAAAGACAGCCAGGCUGUCUGCCCCAGCUAUCAGUCACAUGUCGACGGAGGAUCUGUCCACUUCCGACAGCGAAGCUGCCUUCGCGGGAGCCGGGGAGCGCUGGGCGCCGGUGGGAGCCGUGGCCAACCCGGAGGAUGAGCAGUGGAAGCGGGGCACACAGGCUGGCUCUGUGUCGUGCAGCGAUGCGGACCUGGUAUCCAGGCUGCGGAAGCUGGAGGGUGAGCAGGAGCAGCUGAACUCGUCGCUCCUCGCGUUAACGUCUCACUUCGCUCAAGUGCAGUUUCGGCUGAAACAGAUCGUCCACGCGCAGAGCGACGAGAAAGAGAGGAUGCUGCUGGAGCUGGAGGAGUUUGCCUUCAAAGGAUGCCCUCAUGUUAUAGGCUGCAGGGCACAGGACGCUCAGAUGCUGGAAAACUCUAGUGAAAGAGAGAAGAGGGAACGCUUGGAAGCUCAGAGAAAGAAGCAGAAGGAGCUGAUUUUCCAGCUGAAGACUCAACUCGACGACCUGGAACGCUUCGCCUACCAGGAGGGCAGCUAUGACUCACUGCCUCAGUCUGUGGUCAUGGAGAGACAGCGGGUGAUCAUCGAUGAGCUGAUUAAGAAGCUGGACGUGAACCUGAAUGAAGACAUUGGGAACCUCACUCCAGAGGAGCUCCGACAGAGAGUGGAUGCCGCUAUAGCUCAGAUAGUCAACCCGGCUCGAGUCAAAGAGCAGCUAGUUGAGCAGCUCAAGACCCAAAUCAGAGACCUGGAGAUGUUCAUCAACUUCAUACAGGAUGAAGUGGGGAACCCUCUGUUAAAUGAUGGUGUGAAGAGCCAACAGGCCCGAGCUCCUGGACCAAACACUGGAGCCACUGGAGGGAUGAAGCGAGUGGAUCCCGAACAGGCCCAGAGGAUGCGGGAAACCGGGCUUCAGCUGAUCCAGAAAGCCUUAGCGGUGCUGCAGAUCUUUGCUCUGAGUCAGUUUGGAUGCGCCGCGGGUCACGUGCCCCAGAACGUGUGGUCUCAGGGUGGCGAGGCUCAAGAUUACGGCCCCCUACUGCAGAAACUCGAAGGAGCCGUGGAGCGUGUUCGUCUGCAAGCCUCCCGCCAGCAGCCCAGCUCUCAGGAGGAACACGUGGUCAGCUACUCCGCCAGCCUGACGCCUGGAGGACCUCGGGACGAACUCACCGCUUCUGUGCGUAAAGAACUGGCCCUGGCGCUCCGGGACCUGCUGGCCCAUGGACUGUAUGCUCCUUCUCAAGGCAUGAGCCUGGUCCUUGCCCCUAUUUCCUGCCUGCUGCCCUUCAGCUCUACUCCCCAGACCCUGCAUCCCUGGGAACUUUUCAUCAAGUACUAUCAUUCCAAAAACGGCCAGGCGUUUGUGGAGUCGCCCGCCCGCCAGCUCUCUCAAUCCUUCAGUUUACCUGUAGGGGACGGUCCUGUGACGGUCACGCCCAAGCAGUCUCUGUUAUGGGCCAUCCAUACGGUUCUUAAAGAGCAUGGGCGAUUCAAGCGCAGCGCGGACUCUGAGUUUAAGGCCUUAGUGUGCAUGGCGCUCAAUGAGCAGAGGCUUGUGUCCUGGCUUAACCUGCUGUGUAAGUCUGGGACACUCAUACACUCACACUACCAGCCCUGGAGCUACAUGGCCCAAACGGGCUUCGAAGGUGCCCUGCGUAUCUUGGGCCGCCUCAGCCAUCUCAAAUUCAGCCUUCCUGUAGAUUUGGCUGUCAGGCAGCUAAAAAAUAUCAAAGAUGCUUUCUAAGCAAAAGAAAUAUAUGGGAAUUUUGAUGAGUUGAGGAAAAAGGGGAACCCUUAUAAUCUUAAAAAAAUAACACUAUUUACACUAAUAUAAAUAACACUAACAAUAGUAUAUAUAACAUGAAUUUAAAUCCAUUUAAAAGAUACUCCCAGAUCAACAAGUACACUGGAACUAAAAGAUUGGAAAUUAAGCAACUCGUGCACUUUCUUGAGACUCCGUUGGGUCUGUUGCUGUUGGGUCUAAUGCCUCUUGUCUCUAAACUGAAGAGGAUGAGGAUGAAGGCAGGUUUUAAUAUGCUGCAUUGGUCACAACUCAAAUGAAAUGUGCUCAGUUUAGUGACCCUGAGCGUGUAACUGCCUCCAAAUAACCUUUGAGGGGAAUUGUUAUGUUAAGCUUUUACCAAAAUCAACCACUAUGUAGAAGAAUGAGUUAUUACUUGAAAUCUUUUCAAGGGCCAUUGCAUAUGUUUAAGAUGCACUACAGUAUCUAUAUAACAUAUUAUAUGUGUGUGUGUGUGUGUGUGUAUAUAUAUAUAUAUAUAUAUAUAUAUAUACACACUCACACUCACACACACACACACAAAAUAGUGACUAGUGACUUAAUGGUUUAAUUACAUUUUCUGUUAGAAAUUUAUGUAGCCAAAUGCACUCAUUUUCUGAGCUUGUACUACAUUAUUGUACAGUGGUUCACAGACAAAUCAUAAGAUGUUUUAAUUCAAUAAGAUGUUUUUGCAUUAUUAAGGGUCAUUGCAUUUCAAACAGUGACAUAGCGCAUAUCAUUGGUUUAUUGCUGCUCUGUGUUCGUAUCGCUUUCUGAGGAGACCAUGCAUGCUGGUGAGACCUCACUUAUUAGGUCAAGCAACACACUCAGGUCAUUCUGAACAAACAAAGAGAUGUUCAUUGGUGUUUGUAAAUCAUUGGAAACCCACUUCUCUCCCUAACUCCUUUCCACAGCCUGGCCCUUCCAGCCAGGUGACACCUUAAAAAUGAUUGUAGAAAACUGCUGCCCGCUCACUGCUACAGGAGGAAAUGCACAGCAAGUGAACUGAAUGAAAUGGAGGUCAUUCAGCACAUUUGCUGAAAAAGAGUCUGAUAUGCUGUGCAUUGGCACUGACUGAAUUAUUUAUGGCCUGUUAUGCUAUGCCAGCGUUCAGAGGCUCUGCUUGAAUACCUGCUAUUUCCGUGUCUUGUCAGUCCUUGUUUACUGCUCUGAAAUAUUGAAUGUACAAUCCUUGGAAUUGUAUCCUGCUACUGUACCCGAUCUGAUUCCAGAUUCCUUAAACCACUCUGAGUACUGAUUUACUGAAACAUUCAUCAAGUAAGAAGGGACUGUUUGUUACUCCACAUCAUGGAAAUGGAUUCUGUAUUCAGUGUAUUUCUCUGCACCAUUAGAAUAUGGAGGAAUGGUUGUUAUGCAUUUAUUAGGGCUGCUCAGUUAGCCCUUAUUUAAUGUAGUCUUUUUCCCCUCUUGCUUUCCCCCUUUUUUUUUAAAUAGUAAUGUAUCAACCUGAAUACAUGCUUGGCCUAUUUUGAUGUCCAUUUGUUUGUUUUGUCCUAUCAUAUCUAUUUAAGAAAUUAUUAUUGUCUUUGUACCUCUUCUUAGAAAGAAAUAGACUUUCAAUUACUUCAGUAGUGAUUUCAAAUCAGUGUCAAUUACAUUCCCUUUUAUAAAAUUUGUGCCAUCAUUUUUGGAUGUAAUGAUGGUUUCUUUUCAGUGAUUUCAUGAAUUAAAUGUUCUGGAUGCUCUAUGAA
Molecule: messenger RNA, 4462 nt
Organism: Onychostoma macrolepis
Lineage: Eukaryota; Metazoa; Chordata; Actinopteri; Cypriniformes; Cyprinidae
Gene: rundc1
Product: RUN domain containing 1
Exons: 5
Coding region: 1008-2714 (568 amino acids)
Source: RefSeq, a predicted model, not a curated record